Molecule: messenger RNA, 417 nt
Organism: Caenorhabditis briggsae
Lineage: Eukaryota; Metazoa; Nematoda; Chromadorea; Rhabditida; Rhabditidae
Exons: 2
Coding region: 1-417 (138 amino acids)
Source: RefSeq, a predicted model, not a curated record
AUGGCAAAAAUAUUGAUAUUUAUACUUCUAACGUCUUCAUCAUUAUCACUUGCGGAGAAAGAGAUCAACAUAACGUCAUCAGAGAAAUCUGGAAAUCUGACGCACCCCAAUAACGAAAUUCAUAUUCCGAAUUCGCCAGAAAACGAUGAUGAUGAGAUUCCACUCGAAGUAAUUCUUCAGAAGACAAGAGAGUUCGAUGAUGCCCCAACGAGACCUGAUAUUCCAUACCUUCCACUUAUCCAACGAUGUUCUAUCGACGCAGAUUGCUCAUCUGAAAGCGCCUGCUUUGAUGGAAAAUGUCUAAAUGCUAGUCGAUUCCAGCUAUUUCCUUAUCUAUUCCAACGAUGCCAAUCCCGUCUCGACUGUCCUUCUGGUAAUCGAUGUAUUCUCAAAAUGUGUAUUCCGUUUAGAUGGUAA